Molecule: messenger RNA, 1721 nt
Organism: Misgurnus anguillicaudatus (oriental weatherfish)
Lineage: Eukaryota; Metazoa; Chordata; Actinopteri; Cypriniformes; Cobitidae
Gene: caly
Product: calcyon neuron-specific vesicular protein
Biological process (GO): clathrin coat assembly; endosomal transport
Cellular component (GO): endosome; membrane
Molecular function (GO): clathrin light chain binding
Source: RefSeq, a predicted model, not a curated record
UCCGGCGAUCUGUCUGCGCAGCGACAGUGCAGCUGAAGCGUAAAGCCUUCAGUCAACGACACACGGCCAUAAUAUCCAGCAGCUGCUCCAGUAGCACCAUCAAAGAAAAGCAUUAUCAAUACACCCGACGACAAAACCAACAUGGUUAAGUUAGGCAGUAACCUGGUAGAAAAGGUGGAGAGACAGGGGUCACUUGAGGAUGGUUUCGACAACAUCCCCCUCAUCACUCCUCUGGAGGUCAACCAGUUACAGCAGUCUUUCCCCGACAAGGUGAUUGUGAAAACCACAACAGAAUAUCAGCUAAAGGAGAAGAAGAGGAAGCUGUAUGUCCCGAGCACUAAGAACCUGAACAUUAACCAUUAUGAUGAGUUGCCAAAGCAUUUCAUGCUCAUUGCACUGAUCGUGAUAAUCCUGACUUUCCUGGCAUGCCUGCUUCUGUUUGUCAUGUAUAAAGCGCUAUGGGAUGACCAGCUCGGCUGCCCUAAGGGCUACGUUCUUCAGCACAGUCACUGCAAACAGGAAGCUCUGGAGAUGUACUACCCUGACCAGGUUUCCAGAGGCAGCCUCUACACUGCCAUGACCCACCUUAACCAGGCCAAGAGGAACAUCCCAGAGCUCUCCUCCCCAUGGCUCCCCCUCAUCAACGCUCUGAAGGAGGGUCAGAGAGCCAAGGGAGAGGGAAACCACUAAUCAACGCAAGGGAUCUGAACAAGAAAGGGCGGGUGACGGACGGUCAGGUGCGGUAGUUUACACUGGAUGUUCGUUUUAAAGGGUUUGUGAGCCCAGAUCACAUGAAUGGCAAAGAUGACUGUGUAUAUGUGUGCAUUUUGUGUUUAAGACCGAAAGGAUUUCGGGAGCGGGACGGGAAUCGCUAUUUAGAUUUAACUUAGUCUUUGAAAGUGCUUUGUUUAGUUGCGAAACUGGUAAACCUGAAUCUGUUCAGCACUCAGAACUCAACUCAUGAUACUUGAUAACCAGUUUAGAUGAAACGCAGUAUUUUGAUCCUAGUGUCACUAUGCCACUUACUUAUGGCACAUUUCACUGUGCCAUCCUAAAGUUAAUGGCACUGCUUGUAAUUCUGCAAGAUUAGUUAGGAUUUAAUUUAGCUUAGUGUAAUAAACUGUGAAUUGUGCCCUCGUGAACUUCAAUACAACCAUGAGGAGUCUAUUGGAAAGAUAUAGCAUUCCCAAAACUCUUGUAAUUUCUUUAAAUCGACUCGUAACUACUGAUUGUUGUUGGAUGUAAACCUGACAAUUGGUUGCAUUUAGAUUCUGAUGAAUUGUACCAUUGUAUGUUUUUUAUUUGUGUGUUGAAGGACUUGCACACAAAACACCAGCAGCCAUUUAAGAGUUUAAGUAAUGUUGUAAAUUUUUCUCAAAGUUCAAGAAUGUGACAAACUGCCUCACGAAGGUGCGUAACCUUUAAAUAUUUCUUGCGUACAUUCGUCACUUACACAAGCUGUACUGAAUGUAUAAAGUGACACGAUGGCUGUUUGAAAUGUUUGUUGUAUUGAUUUAUUGUACUCGGUAUAUAUGCAUUGCAAUCUAUUUAUGUAUUUAUCUUAUUGUUUUGGCAUAUGUCUUAGUUUCAAUGCAAAAUAGUUCCUGCAGAUGAUAAGCCUGCAUAAAUCCUGCAGUAUUAUUCUUCAUAUCUGUGUGUGACAAACUUUGAUUCAUUCUCUGUGUAUGAUAACAAAAUAAAGGUUUCAGUAUUCAACAGUU